GCAGAACAGUGCCCAUUCAGCCGAAACGUUGCAGCCAGUCGCUCAUCCAAAAUGGAGGUCUGCUGGGCAUGCCGCUCGUGCCUCCAUUUCCGCGCUGCACUAAUGCAACGCUGACCGCCGAACGCAAGGAGCUGCCUAUAUACACAAAGCGCCAGCGUAUUUUCCAACUGCUUGAGAUGUCGCAGGUACUUAUUGUUAACGGCGCCACAGGCUCCGGCAAGUCGACCCAACUGCCACAGUAUCUGCUCGAGGAUGCGGCAGUCAUGAAAAAACCAGUGCGCAUUGUGGUCAGCCAGCCGCGUCGCAUUGCCGCCAUCAGUGUGUCCGGGCGCAUUGCCGAAGAACGCGGCGAGGUGGUCGGCGAAACCGUGGGCUAUAUUAUACGAAUGGAGAGCAGGUACAGCAAUAAUACUGCGCUGGCACUGACCACUAGUGGGUGCCUGCUGCGCACCCUGGCCAUGCAAGGGCCCGAGUUCUUUGAAAACACAACACAUCUGGUUAUUGAUGAGGUCCACGACCGCGAUCUGGACACAGACUUCCUACUACUAGCAAUUAAGUUGGAGCUCGAGCGUAACAAGUCGCUCAAAGUGAUAUUGAUGUCGGCCACCAUGGAUCUGUUGGCCUUGUCCAAAUACUUUGAUGAUGCACCCGUCCUUAAUGUGGAGGGUCGUAGCUUCAAUGUGCGCGUCUAUUCGCUGGAGGAUAUACUGCACAUUACUGGCUACUUGACUCCGCAGAUGAAGUGUCUGCUGGGCGAUCGCAAGAAUCUUGAUGGCGAGCAGCUGAUGCGCACCUAUGCCCUGGCUCACAAAAACAACGAGCAGGAUAUUGACAACUCGUUGAUAGUGUCGUUGUUGCAGGUGCUGCUGCUCAUGGGCAAGAAGGGCGCCGUUAUUGUCUACUUGCCUGGCUACCAGGACAUGAUCAAAUUGAUGGAUAUGGUUCAUUCGUCUCUGCCUAAGAACAUGAUCAAGGUUAUGCUACUGCACAGCCAGGUCGACAGCCAGAGGCAGAAAGAUGUCUUUCGUGAAUAUACAAACGUCCAGCUCAAGGUGGUGCUCAGCACCAACAUUGGCCAGACCUCGAUCACCAUAAGCGAUCUGCUGUAUGUGGUCGAUACGGGUCGCGUCAAGAUGAAGACCUACGACCCAUCGACAGGCGCCUCACAUCUGGCCUGCACCUGGAUAUCCCAGGCGGACGCACAGCAGCGCACCGGACGUGCCGGCAGGCGUAAAGAUGGCAUUUGCUAUCGUCUGUAUAGCAACGCUCAGUUCCAGUCCUUCAGUUCCUUCACCGUGCCGGAGAUAUUGCGCCAUACUCUCGACGAGGUCUGUCUCUUGGCCAAGAUGGCAGCCCCGACCAAGCCAAUCGAAGAGUUCCUAUCCCAGGCUCUGGAUCGUCCGCAGUCCACCGCCAUUAUUAAGUCGUGCGCCAAGCUGAAGCUCUUGGGCGUGCUGCGCGACGUGGACGAGAGCGUCACUCAACUGGGCCGUAUCAUAGCCGAGCUGCCGCUGGAUGUGCAGCUGGCCAAGUGCAUGGUCUAUGGCAUCUACUACCAAUGCAUGGGCAGCCUGAGCAUCAUUACCGCCUACUACUCGGUGCGUGAUCCGUUUGUGCUGCCCAGCGAUCGCUCCGGACGCACCGAGCAGCGCAAGUCGCGCGACUUCUUUAGCAUUGAACCGUGCAGCGAUUCGAUUGGGAUCCUUCAGCUAUAUCAUGCCUACAUGUCCGCCGACAGAAAGGGCGGCCACGAAAUGGACAGAUUCUGCGAGAGGAACUGCCUCUGCCGCAAAUCCAUGGAUAAUUUCGUCGCAGCUGUGCAGAGCCUACGCCUCACUCUGAUGCGCAUAUUCAACUUCCCGAACAUGCGCAUGACCACCAGGUAUGACAACAACCUAAACAUGGUACGCCUUGCCCUGACAGCUGGCCUCUACCCGCGCAUCGCCCACGUCGAACAUUCGAAACACCCCCAUCUAGUCGAGGAGUUUGAUCUGCGUGUCCAGAUCUCCCGCAACUCUACCUUGCUGCCCUGUUUCUCAAGGCGCCCCAAGAGCACCAUGAACGAAUGGGUCGUUUACGUGGAGAAGACACGUUCAGCCGGCUUCGUCUCGCACAUUGAGCAUGCCACGCUGAUCAGCACCCUCAUGGUGGCGCUGCAAUGCGGCAAGACGGUCAAACUGGAGCAACAUGUGCCGGAACUGUGUUUCUAUGAGGACGAAACGUACAAUAAAGUGGAACAAAGCAUCCUGCGCCUGGACUCCUGGGUGCGCAUUCGCCUCUCAACUGAGCUGGGCUCCAAUCUGAUCAGGCUGCGCUCCCACAUUGCCCAGGAGUUUGAUGAAAUGAUCUCCUCCCGCACCAUGGUGCCCUCGCGCUGUCCAUCCGUCGACUAUGUCCAGAAACUGCUGGACCUCGACGCCGACCUGUCGGGCCUAACCGCCACAGACAUUGAGUUUUACUGAGAAGACCAGA
Molecule: messenger RNA, 2472 nt
Organism: Drosophila navojoa
Lineage: Eukaryota; Metazoa; Arthropoda; Insecta; Diptera; Drosophilidae
Cellular component (GO): intracellular anatomical structure
Molecular function (GO): RNA binding; helicase activity; ATP binding
Source: RefSeq, a predicted model, not a curated record